Molecule: messenger RNA, 41321 nt
Organism: Pelobates cultripes (western spadefoot toad)
Lineage: Eukaryota; Metazoa; Chordata; Amphibia; Anura; Pelobatidae
Source: the annotation of a GenBank genome assembly
CAUCGACAUGGAGCAUCUCGGCCCCGCUCUCCUCGCUGCUGGCGAUCCUGCAGAAGACGCACUUGCUGUCAAAGGCCGAGUCCUGGUGCUCAGUGUCGGCAGCCAUGGCCGUGUCUCUGCCCGGCUCCCCGCCUGCUGGGACUCUGGCUCCGCUCUCCAGCUUUGUCUGUCCGCCAGCUCCACCCAACACACAGCGAGCCGCACUACCACUACACUUCCUGCCCCGCCCCCCUGCUGACGUCACUGGGCAAGAUGGCGCUGUCCUGCAGGAGCGGUGCUGCCAUGAGAAAGUACCUUCUGCUACUGGCCCAGGAUAACUGCGAGUUCCGCCUGCCGGUAAGCAGGGUGGGCUCCGGGCGACCCUGUGUUUGUGGGAGGCUGUCACUAAGAGGAGAGAUUGUGCCAGCCCCCCAUUCUGCUCUGCUGUGGGUGUGUUUCAGGCAUGGCUGGCUGAGAGUCAUUGGACUUCCAGUCCACAAUACCCGGGGUGUUGAGGAUCAGGCUACUCAUCAGUGUAUUUAUUACUCAGUCACUGCAGACAGUUAGUCACACUGCUGUUAUCAUCCACCAGUCUCUAUUGUACCUGAUGUAAUAAUGCAGUAUAAUGUGAAUAUUUUUUGUUAUGGCAAGCUCUAUGAUGGGGAACAUGUGCCUAUUCAAUGAGCAUAAGCUGUUAUAACUUAAUACAGGGAUCUCAAAAUAUGCCCCCUCCCCAAAUGGCCUGGAUAGCCAUAUUAUUAUGGGAGUUGUAGUUCAGCAACAUCUAGUGGCCCAGAGUUUUAGAUACCACAGUACAUGCACGGGUAGAGUUACCAUAAUGCUUAAAAAGCCAAACAACCAACCCCAUGUACCGGUAACUAAAAGAGAGAAACAUUACAAUCUUGGUGUUGUAGUAAAAAACAAUAGAUGUUACCCAUUUCUUUCCCUGUCUGUAUAGAAAAUAAUCUUAGGUUAAGUAAAUAAUUUAAUUUUCAUUGACAAUUCGACAGGAAAUCAAGUCCUUACUAACCCUUUUUGGUGGCCAUUUCAACAAUAUUCAAGAUGCACAAGCAAAGGUAAGUGGAAAACCAUUAGCGAUAUACUAUAGUAGAUAUUUGUCUUUUUUUUUUUUUUUGGUGAAACGUUACAGUUUGCCUAGGAGACAAAAUGGCCUCUUCUAAGGAGGUCAUACCUAAGACAAAUAACACCUUAUGAUUGCACUAAUAUACCAAAGACAUUCCAUCAUAGUCUUUGAGUUUUUUUGUAAACAUUCUAUGUUUAUGAAACACUCAAAUGACAGUGCCAUUUCAAUGAAAUAAUUGCGUAAAGACAAAGAUACAAACUACCUACAAGUACGGUACUGUAAAUUGGGACACAGUGCACAAACAUACACAAUAUUAAUAUAAUGUAUAAUAUAAUAUUAGGGGCCCAGAUUAGAGGGACACUGUAGUCACCAGAACAACUACAGCGUAUUGUAUUUGUUCUGGUGAGUAAAAAACAUUCCCUUCAGGCUUUUUGCAAUAAACACUUUUUUUUUUUUUUUUAAAGAGAAAGGCAGUGUUUACAGUACAGCCUUGGGAUACCUCCACUAGCCAGUCUUUAGAUGCUUCCUGGGGCAGUCACUGCCAUUCAGUGUCCCCACCUUCUGCAUGGAGACACUGAACUUCCUCAUAGAGAUGUAUUGAUUCAAUGCAUCUCUAUGAAGAGAUGCUGAUUGACCAGGCCUGUGUUUGGCCUGUGCUGGUUCUGCCCCUGAUCUCCCUCCUUGAAAAGCUCAGCCAAUCCAAUGCUUUCCUAUGAGAAAGCAUUAUGAUUGGCUUUGAAUAACACUUCUGAUUAUGCCAGCCAAGCAGGCAGAUCAAGGGCAGAGCUAGCAGCAGCAGACUGCAAUAACAAGUUAGAAUUUACUAUAUUGUUGGGGGGUGUCAACAACUACAACAUAGGGAUGAGAAAUAAAAUUUGACUUCUAGGUGGUGAAUCAAAAGUAACUGAGAUGCUAGACCCACUAUUUAAGGCUUAUUACUGCUACUUAUAGUCUUUAUAUUAAAAAUCCAAAAUAGCUAAAUUGAGAAAUAAUGUCUGUCAUUUAUGUUUCCAGUUACGCUACUUUGGCCUAAAAUUUGAAGAUCACUAUAGUGAAUAGCCCUGUACAUGUUUCUUUUAAAUGGGAUUAUGACUCUACAUCUUCCUUUUGAUAAAAUUUUUAACAUGCCAUAAAGAACUAAGAAAAUAACAAAAUUUCACGCUUUGUUAGAUUUUAUUCAUAAUAAAUUAUGUUUCAUACAUGAAUAUUUGAUGGGAAAUGAAAACCUUGCUUCUUUUGAACAAAGUAAUAUAUAAGAAGUGUGGGUACACUUAAUAUCAAAGAGGUAAGUUAUGAUUAAACAGACGAAUAGCUCAAAUUCUAGGGUUGAUGCCUUUUUUUUAUAAUCAAUGCUUAUUGAAACAUUAUUUGUAUAAAAUACAGGAGUUUGUGCAAAUAUAUAGAGGAUACAAUAGGAAAAGUAAUGUUUGCAAGGCAGGUACAAUAUAAAAUCUCAGGUUUAGUAGGAGCAUAUUUAUGGAGCGAUCACCACAGUUGAAAAAAAACAAACAUAAAAGUUGUAUACAUAAGCAGAGACCUGAAUUGUCACUGUGCGUGCCAUAAUGCCAGAAAGUAUGUACAGCAGUACCAAAAGUGAAAGUACUUGGCUAAAGCCAAAGGGAUCAAUAGAGAGCAGCUGAUAUAUAAGCAAUGUGAAGGAACAAUAAAGCAUGUGCUUGAGUGUCUGGUUAAUCUAAACUAAAACUAAAGUCACCUUUUGUGACUCCCAUCCUUAUGCGUCAACCUAGAUUUUUCUCAGUUCAGGCACUUCUCUCCAGCAAAUCAGGACCACAGAGUCCUAGUGAGUACCGAAUCAAAAUGUAUAAAGAUAAUAAUGUAGGAUGAGAGAAAGAGAAAGAUGGGUAGAUAGAGUUGAGAGACAGAGAGAGAAGAAAAAAAAAACACGUACACAUAAAUGAAAAGGGAAGAGGGAGGAGAAGGAAAAGUGGGUGGUUAGGGUAUGGGUGAACCAGUUAGAACGCAACAGCACAUUCUCUUGUGCCGCAAUUCCGAAUUGCAACUCCUCUGUCCUCGACAAUAGGCCGAUAGACCUCUCAUGGGCUGAGUAGCUAGUCAUUAGAACUCAGAACACCCAGGUCCUCCAGAUCUCUUCAUGCUUCUCUAGCCUCUCUCCAGAUGCAGCCACCCGCUCUUUCAUUUGAUGAAUCUCCUCCACCCUUCCCAACCAAUUAUGAAACAUCAGCAGAUCUUUCUGUAACCAAAAGGCAGGAAUCGUUUAGCAUGUUGCCAUCCACAUUUGCAGAGAGAUUGGUUUCUUGUAUUUCUAGACAGGGAAAGCCUAACGGCUGAGGAGCAUAGCAUAGCGUUGUGUAUUUGCUGCCAGUAUGGAACUAUCCACGGUCAUUCCCUGUAAAUGUGCAAUAGGGAUCAAGUGCCACCUCUGUUUUCAGUGAUUGGAUCAAGCUUCCAGUGAUUGGAUGCAUCAAACUCUCUAAAGUGGUGAGGGAGGAUCUAAAACAAAUUCAAUGCCAAAUCUGCAGAGAGGCUCCUAUGAAGGGUUGUUCCCAGAUUUUUUUUUUUUUUUUUUAGAAUCGGCAUCUAGCAACCAUACCGCAGCUGGAAUCCGGCCCACUGAUAUCUCCCUCUUGAGGUGACACCAGAUUUUCUGAGAGUUUGCAUUAUGCCUUUCCACCGGCCUCGUCAAGUGGACAGCUCUAUAAUAAUCCACAAAUGAGGGCAGAUCCAAGCUCCCUCCUGCUUCGGUCUCAUCAGUUGUACCAGGCGAAGUCUAGUCCUACGCCCUCUUCAGAUAAAUUGUAACUACACUGAAUUUAAUGACUUAAAAAUUCCGGUGGAAGCAUCACAGGGAUGUUCUGAAACAGAUAAAGGAUCCUGUGGGGAACGUUCAUCCUUAUUGAGCUAACGUGUCCAGUCCAGGAGAAGUGAGGCACUGUCCAGGUUUUCGUAUCUGCUAAAAUACAGUUUAGGAGGGGUUGGAAAUUCAUUUGCUAUAAGGCCUUCAGAUCCCACAGAACCCAUAACCCUGAAUACUUAAUCAGUACACCAGCGAGAGUGAAAAUUCGGGAUCAACUGAUCCCACUCACAAUCCGGGAUCAAUAUGUUCAAUGCUCCUGACUUAUCAAGGCUCAGUUUUAAGUUGCUGAAAUCACUGUACUUUCAGACCUUUCAGUAAAUUUAGGGGGGACCAGUUAACGGCUGCUCAACAUAAAACAAUACAUUUUCGGCGUUAGCCGAGACCUUGUGCUCAACUCCAGAAUAUUUAAAUCACUGGAUGAACUAGUUCCAUCUAACCGCCUCCAGAAAAGGUUCUAAAGUUAACACGAACAGGAGUGGCGAGAGCGGAUAAUCUUGUCUGGUCCUGUUCGCAAUCCGCAUUGAGUCCAUUAAUGCAGACUUUGGCUGUGUGUGUCGAGUACAAUGCUCUUAUCCAUUUGCAAAAUGUCUGUCCAUAACCCAUGGACUUUAAAGAGCAACUUAAAAUGCCAAUCCACACAGUCAAAAGCCUUUACAUUUUGUUUUGUUCAGAACAUGUACAUUGCCUCUGUCCUUAAGGGGUAAAAGGACCUCUAAAUUCACCCAGGCUACUUUAUCUUAAUGAUGUCAUCUGGGUGUAGUGGUCCUGCAGGUUUAACCCUGCAAUGUGAAACAUUGUGGGUUUUUUGUUUGUUGUUUUAGAAACUGCACUUGCUUACAUUCCAGGUUUAAAUCCACCUCUAGUGCUGUCUUCCUUACAGUCACUAGAGGUGCUACCAAGGCACUGACAGAGAAAAACUUUUGUGUAAGGCAGAAGCCUACAUAGAAAAUCAUUGAUUUAUUUGAUUAAAAUGUAUUAUUAUUUAAAAGGGGAGGGGUCUCUGUUACUAAAGACAGGGACACUGAAGGGUUAGGAAUGCAGACCUAUGUUCCGAACGGUUAAGUGUUUCUUUAAUAGUACGAAUACUUUGUUUACUAGAAGGUCUAGAUAAGUUAAGGAAGCUGUAUACCUUAUGGAAUAAGUUGCUCCUCAUUUUCUGUAGUUUGUAAGCGGUUAUAAGCAGGGCUGUCUAUUGUUUUGCCAGCACAUCUUUAUUUUAUAAUAUCACCGUUUUAUAUGCCUUUAUUUUUUUACUUGCGUUUGUUUUACAGUCUCCAUUCUGUGUACUUCACCUUCCGUCUGAAGAAAUGGCAAGAAAGCUUAUGAAGCGGACUGUGUGUGCAAAGUAAGGCUGGAUAAGUGAUGUGCCCAAAGCACUGUACAAUUGAAUUCCAGUUAUACAAAUGAACAUACAUGCAGUACCUUAAGGUGUUUAUUUUCUAGAUGAAAAGGGAAAAAAAAAUCCCCAAUUCUAGUCAGUGUGGGUGAGCUUAAAGGGACACUAAAGUCACCAAAACAGCUACAGCUUAAUGUACUUGUUCUGGUAAGUAUAGUCAGUCCCUGCAGGCUUUUUGCAAUAAACACUCCGUUCAGCCUAGGGACACAUCCAGUGGUCACUCCUCCUAUGGCUACUAGAGGUGCUUCUUGGGGCCGUGUUGCACAGUGUGCAGCAUUGGCAUUCAUUGUCUCCACCUUCUGCAUGGAGACGCUGAAAGAUCUUCAAAUAGAUUAAUUGAUUCAAUGCAUGCCUAUGAGGAAAUGCUAAGUUUCCAGGGUAGCAUUUGGCUCCGCUCCGGCCCGCCUCCUUGGCUGAGAUAAUCCGAAUUGACAAUCUCAGCCAAUCCAAUGCUUUCCUAUGAUGUUAGCCAAGGAGGCAGAUCAGGGCAGAGCCAGCACCAGCAGACAUAAAUAAAUGUAAGGUUUUACUAUAGUUAGGGGGUAAGCGGGGGUCCAGGAGGCUAAGUAAGAAGAGGUUUUUAACAAUAUAAUGUCAGGAAUACAUAUUUGUGUUCCUGACCCUUAUUGUUCCUUUAAUUUUUUUUCCUGCAGUUAUAUGUUUACCGAAUAUACCACUAACCACUAAUAAUAAUGCAACAUUUUUAUUUACUGCUCAUUUUAGCUUUCUACUGAUUACAGCCUUGAAUUCAUUGAGGUGGCUUAGGUAACACUGGUUGAAACAUCUUGAAAACAAGAUAUAAAUAAAAGUGCGUGUAGUGUUAAAAUGAAAUAAAAUGAGCAAUUUUAUUUGUUGAAGCACCUAGAUAACCACAACCUUUCUGGCACUGAGCGGAUCUGGUCAUUGUGUGAAGUACAAUCGAUCACACUGCAGCGGUAUUUUCAUGUGGGCCAGUGGAGAGAGCUCUCUGGUGUCCAUUUGUUGAUCUCUUAGCAAUUAACUGAGCAAUUUUAUGUGGGAACUUUAUAUGUACUUUACCUACCAGAGAUACUAGCAGGGAACUACAGCUGCUCCACUGAUCCUGUUAGGGUUCCGACAAUUGGUUUGGGUGUAGAUGCAGGAUAUGUAAAAUCUCUGGUGAUUCAUGCUGCUAACUCCUGCCUACAAUAUCAUACUGUUGCUGCUUAUUUAAAGGGACAGUGUAGGCACCCAGACCACUUCAGCUCAUUGAAGUGGUCUGGGUGCCAAAUCCCAUCACCCUUACCUCAAGAGUGGCAAUUAUUGCAGUUUUUAUAAACUGCAAUAAUUACCUGCUAGGGUUAAGGAUUUAGGCAUUACCCUGCUGUGUCUGUGUUUUUUUUGGGGGGGGGGAGGGUGGGUGGGAGCGAGACAAAUACUUUAGAAACAACAGGGUAAUCCCUAAAUCCUGGACUGGUAGGGGGUCCUCUAGGACUGGGUUGAGAACCCCUGCACUAGAGAGUCUUCCGUCUUUUGGUCAUCUAAACGAUGCUGGAUGUCCUCAAACUAUGCAUAAUGCUUUCCUAUGGGGAGUUCCUAAUGUGAUCGCGGCCAUUGCUGCGCAUGCGCAUUAUGUCUCCAAGGGUGGGGGAGGAGUGUAUGCAGAGCUGAACGCUGGACAUCAGCACUGGACCCAGGUAAGUAUAUUUCUAAAAUGUAACUGUGAUGGGCCGCCGCCACUAAGUACCAUGCCCACUGCUUAUUCGUGUGUUUUUCCCCUUGUAUUAUGUGUUCCCACUUGUAUUUCAUGUAUUGUGUCUGUUUCCCCAUUCGGGAGCGCUCAUACGAACGGAACCAGUUCGUCUCCCGAACGCGUACCACCCCUUUACCCUGUUUAAAUGUUCACAACAAUCAAUCAGAACGUUCGCACCUGCAAUGUAAGCGUGAAACCGCAAAGGAAGGAAGUAAUGGGUGGCCGCCAUUUCGUAUAGGUGAACACCACCCACUGGGAGCAUUCGUAUCCCAAAAGUAGACGCUUCCCUCCAUGAACGGGUCCCUGAGGUUGGAGGGGACACUGGUGGGGUACCGGUGGUUCGGAUCGCCCUUAAAGAGCUAUAAUCUCUGUUCUCCUUACCAGGGAGCUACGAGUCCCGCUGACCACCUGGAAGUCCGUGCCGACCAAUUGUAAAAGGAGCUCCCAUUCAAACUGGGUUUGCGCCAUUUUCCUGAUGGGUCGGCACAAGUAAGAGCUGAUUGGCGCGGCAGGGCGCAGGUGACCAAUCAGAGAAGAAUGGGUUUCGCCCUUCCUCCUGAUUGUGCAGCGAAACCCCUCUCCUCUCCUCUCUGAGCGCUGAUUGGCGCGAUUUGGUUUGUGCCCUUUUUCUGGAUUGGCUGUUGCUUGGUAUAGGCGCAAAGUUUGAAUUCACCGGACUAAACCAAGCAACGCUGUGGAACUAAUUACGGGGAUGUAAAGAGCUUCGAGCCCAGGCUUUGUAUGAUGGUUUCUCUGGCUCUGUACAUCCGAUAGACCCGCUAUUUGCUAUUUAUUAUUACUGGGGGAAGAAAGGGUUAAUCCCUGUGUUAGCUGUUCCAGCGUGUAGAGGAUGCAGCAGGGAAAGUCCUUGUAAGGACGGAGUAGCUCCCAGGACCGUGUGCCAUCCAGCUCCUGGGAGUGAACAGAGCUAGUUCCCCUAUCCAGCCACAGCUAGGAAGCGGACCCGUGGAGGUACCUGACUGGGGUACAGGGAGCUUCGCCACAGUAACAUUUUGAUUGCUUUAACAGGGGUUUUGUUUUCCAUGCAGUAAAUAUGUAUUGUUAAUAUUUGCUCUUUAUUUAUUCUCCUUUUUAUCCUUUUCAGGUCUCUUUUUGAGCUAUGGGCUCAUGGAAAAUCCUUGGAAGAGCUUAAAGAAUCUCUUGAACGCCAUCCUUUAGAAAGCAUGGUACGAAAUGUUUUAAUGAAAUUUUCUAUUUUUAUUGCCUAUUAUUUUGUAACUUACUGUGUGUUCUUUUUUUUUUUUUUUUUUUUCAGGUCAACUAUCUUCAGUCUAACUCUACAUACAAAAUAAACAUCCAUACUUUUAACAAAACCUUGUCACAGAAAGAAAAGCUAAGUAAGAUAGAUGUAAGUAUUUUGUGAGCUUUAUUUUGUUAAAUGAGUCUGUGCAGCACUAACUGUUGUAACUCUCCUUUUGUCAAAUAAGUCUGUGUAUCACUAACUCCUUUUGCCCUCCCAUUGUAAGUUGCUAAGCUGUUUGCAAAUGGUUUGACAACUUACCUGGAGUUCGGGCACCGGUCCCUUCUCUAGGAGCUUUCAGUAGUUGGCAGUGAGAUUGCUGGGCAUAAUUUAUACACCCAAACUGCUUAAUUAAGCUAGUGUUGUUUUGAUGCCUUUAAUGGAUUUUUUUUUUUUUGUUUUUUUUUUUUUUUAGAACUAGAUCUUUUUAGAUUAAGACAAUUUUCUAAUUUAAUAUAUUUUUCUUGCAUCUUAAAAUACAGGCCUUGGAAUUUGUGCCAUUUAAAGGAAAAGUGAAUUUACAAAAUGCUGAGCACAUAUUUUACUUGCUUGAAGAUUAUGGUCCAGAACCCAAUAAUACUCGCUUAGAGCCCCUUCAAAUCUUCUUUGGCCGGUGGGUGAGUACAAUAUGACAAUGUUAAUGUAUGCAUUUGAAUGUUAUAUACACCAAAUAAACCGUUUUUAUAUAAAUAUAUAUUUUUAUAUAAAAUACGUAAGAAAUAUUUUAUUUAAAAUAGCUGUGUCACCUUCUUUGCAAUUAGGUGUGUAUUGGACGCCGCUUGCAGGGGGAGGUAAGAUUUACUUACCUGAAGCUGCCCCUCAUGGCCGCUACCAUCUUCUUUAACAGGAUCCUCUACAGCUCCUAGUGCUUCAUCUGACAGGAUGUCACAUCAGUGAUGUAUAUUCACACACACACGUACAGUUCUGAGGUCUAUGGUCGAUCCCACGAGACCCUGGGAACCUCCAUAGACAAUGCUUUUUUCCCCACAGCUGUCAGAGGUUGCUCCACAAUUUGUCAAGCUUUGUUAGGCAUAAGAAAAAUACAUAAAGGGAAGUAGUCCCUACUUUGCCUUAUGCAUUUUAGGAGAAAUACAAGAGGAAAAAAAAAAAAUGGAAUGAGACAUAGGUGUCCAUUGUUAGUAAUAUGUGUUUUCUGAGUAUAUGGAAUGCAUGGUUGGGCUUCUGUUGGUACGGACAUCUGCUUGCUCUUGGUCAUUUUCUUUUGAUAUUUUUUUUAUGCACUAGGUAUUAAUAAAUAUUUGACAACUUCCGCUGUACAAAAUAAGAGAAACCAUUGACAUAACCUGACUUCCUAUUUUUUCAAAAUAUACUGAAAUGUAUGCUAAAAUAAAAUAGAAAGUUACUCCAAGCACUAUGACCACUUCCAGACUUGGUGUCUGGAGUCAGUAUGUGCAACAUUUCUCUACGAAAUGCUGCACAUACUGAUAAUAACCCCUUAGCUGUCAGAGGCAGUGUCAUUAGCCUAAUAUCAGUUCUGUGCAAAAUUACUGUCUAACACCACCACACAUGGCAUGCUGGCGACAGGCAGCCAAUGGCAGCAUGUUGCCACCUAUGUGCUGCCUGUGUCCUUCCCUCAGUCUGUUCUCCCUGACUUACCUUCCCUUUGGAGAGUGGAAGACGUUGCACACGGCAGUGGAACAGAGGUGAGUUUCAACGUUUAUUUUUUUAUUUUUGCUUUUAGUUUUUAACCCCUUAAGGACACGUGACAUGUCAUGAUUCCCUUUUAUUCCAGAAGUUUGGUCCUUAAGGGGUUAAAGUGGUUUUACUCUAACUUUUGGUUGGAGUAACCCUUUAAGCAGAAUUAAAAUAAAGAUUACAAUUCUGCGUUCAUGCAGCUAUUUAAAUGAGAGAGCCUAUCCACAGCUAAAUGACCAUCUGUCCCUGAGCAGAAAGAGGCUCCACCAAUAAGAAAUGUCUAGUUUUGGCCUUGAUUUCCCCAAAAAUCGCUGCCUCUUCAAAGUGCGGCAAGCAUUGUUCCUAACACCUCUCACCUCCAACUCUUCAACUUUUUCUGUUCAGCUAAAGUAUGAAUCUUUGAUCAAGAUGACUUACAGGGUUAUUUACUAAAGUGAGACUUCAAAAUUAAUUUCAAAUUUAAGUAGCCAAACUAGAAGUAUAGCUGACUUAGAAAAUGUUUUCAGUUUGGCUAUUUUUUACCUUGAAUUUAAAAUUGACUUUGAUUUCCCACUUUCUUGAAUAACACUAUACGUUUAUCAAGUCCUGCCUUGUCGAAAUCUUGUAAUCUGAGCUAUGAAAUUAAUACAAGCCUGUUGAUUAUUUAAUGGGAACAACUGUUUUAAUAAGAUUGCAGAUGGACAAAGAGACCUGAUCAAUUCCUACAGUGUCAAGAAGAGGCAUUUCAUUGGCAACACAAGCAUGGACGCUGGGCUUGCUUUUCUUAUGGCAAACCAUGCACGAGUGAAACCAAACGAUUUGGUAUUUGAUCCUUUUGUUGGAACUGGUAAGUACCAGGAGAAAUUUUUCGCAUGUUGCCAUUCCAAUGACAAGCGAUUUAUAACAGGUCUAGCUUCCAUGUAUUAACUCAUUAUAUCUGUUAGGGGUGAAUCAGCAUUAUUGCUAGGUACUAAGCCACUACUGAUAAAAUGAUAACAAAAAAUUGUGAAUAUUAGCAAUGGGAUAUGUAGUGAAAGAUUGAAAGGAAAUUGUUUCAAACUUGUAUUACUGAUUUGAGUGAUCUGUAGACGUGUGCAUUAACAUUUCACUAGUUGUAAGUUCUCUUUGUUUGGCUAAGAAAAUUAUCAUAACAGGACAUUUGUAAUUGUGAAAUAUCUCAUUUUUAGUUGGGGGCAUUUGUUGGCUGUUUCACCAGUUUCCUGUAUAAAUUAAAAUCUACCGUUGUUUACAGUUGAUUCUGUCCAGGGGGUUGAAUAAUUUUGAGACUAGAGAAGUCAUUAAGGGUUUCAUUUUCAGUUGAAUUUGGGGAAAACACUUGAAGCAUUAGUUGUGUAGAGCUAUUUCAAUUGCUUGUGUUUGGUUUUUCAUUGCAAACAGCUAAAAGGCUAAAAGUCUGCAUCACCCCAUGUUAAGUAGUUCUAUUGUUUCUGGGUGACUGGGCCAAUGCAAGAAGUGAAAAGUUGCACAAAAUGUAUGAAUGAGAACUUGACAAUAAAACUGAUUUUCAUUGGUGGUUGAAUAUUUUCAAAAUGUACGGCCUUUCAGCUUUAUCAAUGAACAAAUCAAACAAAGCAAUUGAAAUAGCUCGACACAAUGAACGCUUCAAGUUGUUUCCCCAAAUUCAACUGAAAAUGCAACUUUAUUCAAGUUGUUUAUGCAAAUUAUUCAACCCUCUGAAUAUCCCCUUAAAGGGACACUAUAGUCACCUGAACAGCUUUAGCUUAAUGAAGCAGUUUUGGUGUAUAGAACAUGCCCCUGCAGCCUCACUGCUCAAUUCUCUGCCAUUUAGGAGUUAAAUCCCUUUGUUUAUGAACCCUAGUCACACCUCCCUGCAUGUGACUUGCACAGCCUUCCAUAAACACUUCCUGUAAAGAGAGCCCUGUUUAGGCUUUCUUUAUUGCAAGUUUUGUUUAAUUAAGAUUUUCUUAUCCCCUGCUAUGUUAAUAGCUUGCUAGACCCUGCAAGAGCCUCCUGUAUGUGAUUAAAGUUCAAUUUAGAGAUUGAGAUACAAUUAUUUAAGGUAAAUUACAUCUGUUUGAAAGUGAAACCAGUUUUUUUUUCAUGCAGGCUCUGUCAAUCAUAGCCAGGGGAGGUGUGGCUAUGGCUGCAUAAACAGAAACAAAGUGAUUUAACUCCUAAAUGGCAGUGAAUUGAGCAGUGAAAUUGCAGGGGAAUGAUCUAUACACUAAAACUGCUUUAUUUAGCUAAAGUAAUUUAGGUGACUAUAGUGUUCCUUUAAGGACACAACUUCUGAAAUAAAAGGGAAUCGUGACGGAAUAUUUCCAUCAUGUGUCCUUAAGGGGUUAAAAUCCCUCACAAAAUAUGCAAAACAGGUGUUGUCUCAAGCACACAUGAUGCAAGUAAGCAAGGGCUUCAUUAUUUGCACCAGGUGUGCUUGAGCUGGAAGACUUGAAAUACCUGAACUGACACUCACUGUACGUUAUGCUCACUGUUGUGCCUAUACCCAGCCAUUAUUCUUGCAAAGGGGUAAGCAAAUAAACGGGUAUUCUAUGCUCCGUAACCACUACAUCAAGCUGUAGCGGACAUGGUUCCAGGAGUCCCAUUGCAUCAUACCAUGUUAAGUUUUCAUUCUGUUUCUGGUUCACUGGGCCAAUGCAAAAAGUGAAAAGUUGCACAAAAUGUAUGAAUGAAAACUUUAGCAAUUUUGAGUGGUUGGACUGUUUGACUAGUGACAGUGGGAGGGACAGUGCUAGGGGACCUUUGUCACUGUAACCACUACAGUACUUAAAAAAAAAAAAAAAUCAGUUUCUAUAAUUCUACAUCUUUAUAUGCAUCGCUUAAAAGUCUGUAGUUGCCGUAUUGUUACAUGAUAUUCCCCAUGCAUCUCUCUUACUGUAAAUUGUGUGUUUUAAAAAUAAUCCAGUAGUGAAGGUGAAAAAAAAAUAAUGCAGUGGCACAAUGCAGGUUUUUUUUUUUACAGCCUCUAGGUGGCAUUGUUGUAUUACUGUUGUCAUACUGUUGUAUUACUGUUGCCAAAGGAAAAAGGUGAAAACACUGCAAAAUAUUAUAGGCAGAAAGAAUUAUUACCUACUGUUGUAUAUGUCUCCUUGAAAAUAAAACAUUUAGACAUGCCAAAAUCUGUUUUAUUAUUAGUUAUAAUCAGUUAAAUUGGAAAACUGAACGUGCAGAAUAUUCUUGGAGGAGAUCAAUUCACUGCAGCGGAGCAAAACAACCAUUUUACAAUCUUUUCUCCAAUCCAUUCCACUGCUACUAGGGAAAGCAACUGAAUCAAGAUGAAUGGUGCCAAAAUACUAUUCCCCCCCUUUUUAGUGGGGGUUCUAAUAUCUAGAAAUCCUUUCAAUUUGUGGAUAUAUAUAUAUAUAUAUAUAUAUAUAUAUAUAUAAACCAUACAUCUAGGAUUACAGUGGAGUCAGCAGUUUAUGCAAUAUAUGUUGAUGCUUUCCAUUUGGCCAAUAAAUUAUAUCCCAGAUAACCAAUAAUAAGCUUAUUUUCUUGUGCCUGUUUCUUGACUGUGUUAAUGCUGGACAGCUCUUAUAUAUGAAACCUAUGAACACUUUAAGAACUGGUUGUCUGACUUCAUAAUAAUGUGGUCAUUAAAACUAUGUUCCAAAAUGGAAUGACCCACUUAUUUAACAGCAACUCGGUUGAUCCCAAAUAACAGUCAUUAUCUGCUCACACAUUGUGUGACGGGACUAGACUGUGAUUUCUGCAGAAAGACUUGUUGGUCAUGAAAUUAUUAAAAAAAUAAUGGAAUAUAUUCCUUGGGGAAUGUAUCAAUGAAGUAGCCGCCAGGGAGUGCAUUAUGUUUUUAUUGAUGUCUCCAAAUCUACUUCCUAUAGGUGGUCUUUUGGUGCCAUGUGCUCACUUUGGGGCUUAUGUAUGUGGCUCUGAAAUUGAUUACAACACAGCCCAUGGUUUAGGUAAGUUUUAGAGUCCUUUACUAUUUAAAUCAGACCUGUCACCUGAAAACACCAUUUUUUAUUGAGUCCUGACACCUUUCUAGAAAGGUAAAAAGAAGAGAGAAUGGUGUUCAUUCCUCACAUUUUGUAUUUACUCGUACACAGAACACACACGCCAUACAACCUACCUAUACCCAUAACUCCUUCACACAAUGCACAUGCUGCUUAUCCACAUAACAUGAACAGAGAUGUUUCAAUCAUAGGUUUACAUAGAGUCCAUCUAAUUGACGCUGUGUGGCGUGUUAGCUGUUCAUGUGCCUCCCAUUGCUUCCUUAUGGGAAAUAGUAUGAGCUAUUACUGGUGCACUGAGCUUAAAUGGAUACUCUAAGGGACACUCGAAGCGUCAAAAUAAUUUUAGUUUAAUGAUACAGUUUUGGUGUAUAGCUCAGGCCCUUGCAGUGUGUUUACUUUGCAAAUUCUUUUCUCUUGCUCUGUUAAUUGAACUUCAAUCACACACCAGAGGCUGCAGGUAGUUGACAUGAACUUCUAAAAUAAACACACUAUGUAAUAAGACCUCUUUCUCAGGAAGUGUGUAGGGAGGCUAUGUGAGCCUCAGCCGCCAGGAUAGGUGUGACUAGAGCUGCAUAAAAAAGUAAUGUAACUCCUAAAUGGCAGAUAAUUGAGCAAUGAGAUUGCAGGGGUAUGCUCUAUAGACCAAAACCAAUUGAUUAAGAUUAAGUUGUUUUGGUGUUUAUAGUGUUCCUUUAAAUAACAUAUCUAGAAAUGGUAGAAUGUGAUUUUGAGGUUAAGGAGAUGUCCAUUUAUAUCACUGAUAGGCACUGCCUUAAAUUUAAUUCAGAAUUUCCUUACAAUACAAAAACAUUGGUACCAUGUAGGUAUCUCCUACUCCAAAAGGAUGGAAACCACUGGAAUGGAGGAUAAUGUAUUAUUUUAGAUUAACAAUGUAAAUGUGUUAAUCUGUUAGAUGUGCUUUUAAGACAGGGCAACGUUAAGGGCACACUAGCUUGAGUACAGGUAGAGAGAAUGAUGAUGGAUAAAUGAUUGAUUAUUUUCACACGCUUCAUUAGGUAAAGCCAGUAGAAUGAACCAGAAGUGGAGAGGGCCUGAUGAAAAUAUCCGGGCCAACUUACGGCAGUAUGGUCUAGAGAAAUAUUACGUGGAUGUCCUGCUUUCUGAUGCAUCAAAACCAAUAUGGAGAAAAGGGCCAUUAUUUGAUGCUAUCAUCACAGAUCGUAUGUUUCCGUUUUCUCUUUUUGUUUCAAUGUAUUACCCUGUUACUGUACUGUUUUACAAUUUUAUAUCAAAAACACCAUUUUAAGACAGGGAACUGAUAAAUGUUCCUUCACAUUAUAAUAUUCAUAUCACAAAAAUUGUGUAAAAUAGAUGUAAAUUAGGGAUGCACCAAAAUUUCAGCUGCCAAAAUUUUUGGCUGAAAACGGGGCCUAUCCCAUUUUGGACGAAAACGUUUAAGCUCCGCCGAAAAUAGGUUGCCACGUCACUUUGUCGCCAACUCCCUCAGUCACUCUGUCACCCCUCCCUUGGUCACUGUCACCCCCUUCCUCAGUCACUGUCACCAGUCAAUCACCCCCUUCCUCUGUCAUUGUCACCAGUCACCCCCUCCCUUAUUCACUCUGUCACCCGUCCCUCAGUCACUGUCACCAUUCACCACCUCCCUCAGUCACUCAGUCGCCACAUCCCUCAGUCACUGUGUUGCCACGUCACUUUGUCGCCACCUCCCUCAGUCACUCUGUCAUCCCCCUUCCUCAGUCACUCUGUCACCCCCUUCCUCAGUCACUCUGUCACCCCAUCCCUCAGUUACUGUCACCCCAUCCCUCACUCUCCCACCAGUCACCCCUUCAUCCCUUACUCUCCCACCAGUCACCCCCUUUCUCAGUCACUCUUGUCAUCAGUCACCCCCUACCUCACUGUGUCACCCCCUCCCUCCCAUGCUCUGUCACCAGUCACUCCCUCCCUCCCAUGCUCUGUCACCUGUCACACCCUCCUUCCCUCCCAUGCUCUGUCACCCCAUCCCUCCCACACUCUGCCACCUGUCACCCUUCACUCUGCCAUUUCUAUCCCACCUCGCACUAUGAGUCCUACCCAUACUACAUCACUAUCACCCCACGAUAUGUGCCCUACACACACUACAUCCCUAGCCCACCCCACACUAUAUGUGCCUUACACACUCUACAUAACAUACAAACUACAUCCCUAUCUCACACCACACCGUGUUCCCUACACACACUACAUCUCUAUCUUGCAUCACACCAUGUUCCCUACACACACUACUCUCUCCUAAAGGGCAUCACUCUACUCUCUCAUCCAGCUCUGCUUCUCUCCCAUCCUUAUUUGAUUGCUAUUUCCUGUCCUAAAGUGGUUUAUACCCCACCUCCUGUAGACUGUAAGCUCGCUUGAGCAGGGUCCUCUUCAACCUAUUGUUCCUGUAAGAUUUCUUGUAAUUGUCUUAUUUAUCGUUAAAUCCCCCCUCUCAUAAUAUUGUAAAGCGCUACGGAAUCUGUUGGCGCUAUAUAAAUGGCAAUAAUAAUACAUAACCUACACACAUACACACUACAUCCCUUUCCCACACCUCACUAUAUUCCAUACACGCACCACAUAACCUACACAAAUCAUUUGGGGAAAAAAGUAAUUUUUGGUUUUCGGCCAAGGGCAUCCUGGAUUUUCGGUUUUGAUUUCGGCCCAUUAUUUUCAUUUCGGUGCAUCCCUAAUGUAAAGAUAUAGAAUGAUAUGCACUUAAAAAAACAAAACAUAUAUGUAUAUAUAUCCUGUCAAGCAAAAGAUUUAAUGAAUAAUUUCCCAGAACCUUUUAUAAUUGAAUAAAACAAAUACAUUGUAUUAAACACUACUAGCAGUAUUUGAUUAAUUGAAAAGUGUGUGUAAAAUGCUUUAUUUGUGAAAUAUGUUUUACUGACUUUGUUUUUCUCCAUUUACAGCACCAUAUGGAAUUAGAGAGUCCACUAGAAAAACAGGCACACAGAAAGAGAUCAUAAAAACAGAACUAUUGUAAGUGCAUUAACAAGAAAAAGAAAAAAAAAUAUGUAUAUAUAUAUAUAUAGUACAGUCACACACAGACACACACACAUAAUAUAAAUUGGGUUACUAUUAAAUCAUGGUGUGAUUUAGUAAUCAUGUCAUAUUCAAAUGUUCCUCAGAAAAUUAUUAAAUAUGACAUUUUCACUAAUAGGUUUAAAUAUUGUAACGGAUCACCUGGCACCCCGACUGGGUACCUCCGUUGAAGGAUGCUCCUAGCGCUUCCAGAGGACUCCAAGCACUGCAGCAGACACCACAACCACCGAAUUGUAGGAGCAUAUGAAUGCUCUCAAGCAUAUGAAUGCUGUAGACAGUUGAAUAGGAACCAUACGAAUAGGUUUACUCUCCUAGCAGUCAAACUGGAACAGCAUACAAUAAAUCCUUCCCCCAAUAAUGAGACGACACUUCACUUUGAGGGUUAAGCAGGAACUCCCUGUACUGUCACAUACAGUCUCUUUUAUUCCCAAUCCACAAACAUAGUACAGCCCACAGGGCGUUACAAAACAACCAAUCAAUCCGUACAAUACACCCAGACACUCCCACACAAAAUCCUCCCCUCUGCAGGUGAUAUGAUUACUGAACACAAUGGGUAAUCUCAUUAUCACCGGCAGAGGAAUACAGUUUUUACACAAUAUUUAUAACUUCUAAAAUAUAAAUGUCACAAACAUAAAACAUACAUUUUCAGAAUCAAUCCAUUCAGGGGAACAACAUAUUAAAAAAUGGCACGAAUCAGACCAGGGGUUCAAAAGUUAAGGGAAAGUCCUUUGUGACUAAAUGAAGCAUGGCUUUCCGGCCCAAACCAGUUUCAGAGUCUUCUAUCCUGGAGAUAAGUAAUUCAAUUAUCUCCCAGGACAGACACAAGACUCCAUUAAGCACAUGGUUGCAAAAAGACACAAAACACUUUAAAAUACAUAAAGUCACAUUUACACAUAACACACAGACAUUUCACAUAUCCCCAGAUAGCUGGGAUCUGAGUGCACAUUAUUAGAUGAAUGGCACUCAGAUCACACAAAUAAGCCUUUCUGCAGGGGAAAUAAACAGUUUAACCUGCAGGGCCAUAGUCCAAAGGGAGCAGGCGAGCAACCAGGCUUCUCCAGUUCACAGUGGCGAGGUUGGUUUCGCCACACUUCUCCCCUUUACCAACUAGACUAACAGGGUAUCUGACCUCCUGCCGGUCAGUGCCCUGGUUAGUCCAGCAACCCACCCACAAAACAGAAACAGCAGUACAGCCCACCCACAAUAACUGGUUACUACACCUGGGUAGAGGAAAACUUUGUCCAUGUCCAGGUGCCUCACCACGACUGUGUGGGCAACUGUUAGGCUGCCUUGGUGGGUUGCUGAGUGGGCAGAGACCAGCGGUACUCUGCCCUGAUGCCAGUGCUACCACGGAAGUAGCCUGGUGGGAGCCUGGUUGUGGGAGGGAGAGACCGACUGUCUCCCCUCUGGAUACACCGCUCUGUGGCUGGGGAACAGGACCGACUGUCCCUACCCCUUGUGCUGUAAGUGCAGAGACUACAGUCCCAUCUGCACUGUUGGGGGGUGUAACAUCUCCCCUUGCUGGGUUAGGCUGCCGCUGGAGAGAGGGUGUAACAAGCUCCUCUCUCUGAACUGUAAACUGCCGCUGGGGAGAGGGGGUAUCAGGCUCCUCUCCCUGACACUCUCUCUGCUGGUGGAGAGGGGGACCAGCUGUCUCCCCUUUCAUUAUUUUGUCCUGUGGUUGGGGUGCGAGACUGACGGUCUCUGCUCCCUGCAGGACACUCUGCCGCUGGGGAGGAAGGACUGCACCUUCAGCUCCAUGGGGUACACACUGCCGCUGGGGAGGAAGGACUGCACCUUCAGCUCCCUGGGGUGCACACUGCCGCUGGGGAGGAAGGACUGCACCUUCAGCUCCCUGGGGUACAUACUGCCACUGGAGAUCUGGGCCGACCGCCCAGCAUCCCUGUAGGGCCGGUUGAGAGACCGCCGUCCCAUCUCCACCUGCCAUCUGUGGGUCUGCCCAGAACCAGUCUGUGAGGUCCCUCAACAUUUGCGAGUAAGGACCACCUGCUUCCGCACCUGGCAACUCCGGCUGCUGCUGGGGAUCUGGGCCGGUCCCAUCUCCACAUGCCUGUUGUGGUUCCUCACAGGACCAGUCUAUGAGGACCCCUACUUCGGGUUCCUGCGGCCGCCUCAGGGGGAGACGGCUAGCCUCCUCGGAUGCAGCCUCUACUCGGCUGCUGUAACACUCCUUCCGCUGAGCAUACUCUCUCUCUUUCGCCAGCCGGAAUUCUCGGGCCAGCCUUGUGUUUCGCUCGGCCGUGACCUGGUUCCAGAUCACCCGGCGUACCUCCAUGGGUAAAUCAUCCCCAUACUGGGCCACUCGCUGCCUCACCUCGGCCAUCCAAUCAUCGCCAGAGCCUUCCAUACUUGUCUGCUCCAAGUCGCUGGAUACCUCUGCUCCCAGGGUCGCUGCACGUGUGCUAGCGUUGCCCUCAAUUUGUAAAUCCAAACGAACUGUGUCUCUGAGCUGCUUUACCUCGCACUAGGACGCCAUCCCACCGCUUGCCACCAAUGUAACGGAUCACCUGGCACCCCGACUGGGUACCUCCGUUGAAGGAUGCUCCUAGCGCUUCCUGAGGACUCCAAGCACUGCAGCAGACACCACAACCACCGAACCGGAGAAGCAUAUGAAUCCUCUCAAGCAUAUGAAUGCUGUAGACAGUUGAAUAGGAACCAUACGAAUAGGUUUACUCUCCUAGCAGUCAAACUGGAACAGCAUACAAUAAAUCCUUCCCCCAAUAAUGAGACGACACUUCACUUUGAGGGUUAAGCAGGAACUCCCUGUACUGUCACAUACAGUCUCUUUUAUUCCCAAUCCACAAACAUAGUACAGCCCACAGGGCGUUACAAAACAACCAAUCAAUCCGUACAAUACACCCAGACACUCCCACACAAAAUCCUCCCCUCUGCAGGUGAUAUGAUUACUGAACACAAUGGGUAAUCUCAUUAUCACCGGCAGAGGAAUACAGUUUUUACACAAUAUUUAUAACUUCUAAAAUAUAAAUGUCACAAACAUAAAACAUACAUUUUCAGAAUCAAUCCAUUCAGGGGAACAACAUAUUAAAAAAUGGCACGAAUCAGACCAGGGGUUCAAAAGUUAAGGGAAAGUCCUUUGUGACUAAAUGAAGCAUGGCUUUCCGGCCCAAACCAGUUUCAGAGUCUUCUAUCCUGGAGAUAAGUAAUUCAAUUAUCUCCCAGGACAGACACAAGACUCCAUUAAGCACAUGGUUGCAAAAAGACACAAAACACUUUAAAAUACAUAAAGUCACAUUUACACAUAACACACAGACAUUUCACAUAUCCCCAGAUAGCUGGGAUCUGAGUGCACAUUAUUAGAUGAAUGGCACUCAGAUCACACAAAUAAGCCUUUCUGCAGGGGAAAUAAACAGUUUAACCUGCAGGGCCAUAGUCCAAAGGGAGCAGGCGAGCAACCAGGCUUCUCCAGUUCACAGUGGCGAGGUUGGUUUCGCCACAAAUAUAUUAAAGGAACACAUACAGAUACCUUGACAAUAUAUAUUUUUUGUCUUGGUAUACUUCUCUCUAUAGCUCAUCCCCUACACCUGAGGGCAAAGCCCUUCAACUGAAGCAGGUGCAGAUAUCUAACUAUUUCGGGCGACAUCUGCAGUGAUCCCUUUCAAUAGAUACAGCGAGGUUGCUAGACUCUCCUGGUCCGGAUGGCCUCACGUUACAGUAUUAUAUUAUUUUCGGCAACCUAUUCGUCCCUAAACUUUUCUUCAUGUUGAUGUCCUUCCAAGAAACUCAUUGCUGGCCAGCAUUAACAGUACUGUGCUGGGUAGGCAAGAAUCUGUGUGCGUGCUCUAGUUACAGACCCAUUUUGCUGUUGAAUGCAGACCUAAACUUUUUGCAAAGGUGCUGGCUGAAAGGAUUAAUCAGGUCGGCUUCAUAUUUAGAAGGGAGGUGUAGGACAAUACAGACAUUUAACAUGAUGCAUAGGGUGUAUCGAUCAGGUACCACUCUCCUUUUUCUCUAUUAACUGACUCAGAGAAGGCGUUGGACUGGGGGUACUGGACUUUUACUCUCCACCCUCAGAGAGAUGGGCUUUGGCUUUGUGGCAACCACAAAUGGAUACUCUUAUUCAUCAGGCCAGGUGUGGCUUAAUGGGUCCUUGUUUCCCCGUUCCCUAUCCAUAAGAGUACACAACAGGGCUGCCCUCUAUCUCCUCUUCAUUCUCUCCAUUAAACCUUUUCUGGAUGCAAUCUGGCAAGGAAUAUGGAGGUGGGUGGCAUAGAGCACAAGAUUGCGACUACGCUGACGACUUCCUGAUCUUUGUUCACUUCCCAGAAGUGUCCCUGCCUAAUAUCAUUGCCAGAUUUGAGGAAUAUAGCUCACUAGCUAACUUGAAAAUAAACAAAGACAAGUUUGAAAUCCUGAGGUUUAUGGUCCAAUCUUAGGAGGCAGAUAUACUGAAGGGUAAUUUCCUUUUUAAAUAGUGCAGAGAGGGUAUAAAAUAAUUGGGUGUUUGCAUGGACUAAACUUCUCUUCGCCUGGAGCACUUAUGCCCACCCGAAGCAUCAAGAAGGAACUGGUCUACGUUCCCCUUCUAAAUAUUACAUGGCAGUCCACCUUUCGAGACUAGUGAACUGGCAGAUCCACCUACGACAUCCCUCCUGUAUGAGCCUGGAUUUGGAAGACUUUGGCUGCUAAUUUCAAGCUACAACCUGGCUGGACGGAACCAAGAUCCCAUAAAACCUUUCUGUAACAACCCUUCAUCGGUUCCACUCUGUCUUUCUUAAAUGCCAACUUUGCUACCAUCCCAAACACCAUGCUCCCCUUAUCCCACAGCUUUCCUGGGCAAAGGCCCUUUGGUACACCUACUACAUGGUACUACUAACUCGCAACUACUUCCCCUAUCAGGAUUGAAACCUGAAGAAGCCCAGGGAUAGAUAGGUUUCACUAUUUUUUAAAUUACCCACUUCUAUAAAUCACUAGCCUCCCAAAUCAAUUUCUGUUUAGCUCCACUGAACUAAACAACUAUGAAGUAUCUGGACCUGUUGUCUGAUUGACAGCAAGGGAACGUAUAAAGGUUAAUUUAUUUAUUUGUUGGUUUCACAAAUUGUGUUGUGUAGAGAUAAUGAAAAUGAUACUACUUUAGUGGAGUCAUGGACAAAUAAUCCUUAUGUCAAUGUGUGGACUAUAGAAUGUGCUGCUAAAAUAGAAAUACUUAAAUGUGUGUAUUCUGUUUGUAAUAAUUGAUCAUUAAGUUCUAUAGUUGUUAACUUGUGAUAAAUGCUUAAUUUUUCUUCCAGUGCAGAAAGCCAUGUUCCUGUUCAGUUAAAUUACCACCUAUGUGAUAUUUUCUCGGACCUAUUAAACUUUGCUGCAGAGUUCCUUGUCACAGGCGGGAGACUUGUGUAUUGGCUCCCAGUGUACCGACCAGAGUAAGUGUUUAGCAAAGUGUUGUUUAGAUUUCACACUACUGAUUGUCACACACCUGAUUGUGGCAGCAGUGCUAUAUUUGGUAUAAAGGUCAAAAGUGAAAGCAUUUUGAAUUUGAAGAAAAAAAUGUUAACACUUUAUGAAUUCAUGAUCACUUUUCUACGCUUUUGUACAUCAAUUUUGUUUUAGGAGUGUGUGUUUUUGUUGCUUUAAAAAAAAAAGUUUUAUAUCUGCAAAUGUUUUCAUUUGUGUGAGGUGUUAUGUCGACUCAUUUUUAGAAUUAAGAGAAGUCAGAUCAGUCCAGGUGUUUUAACCAAAUCAAAAAUAUUAAAAUGUAUUUUUUAAAGGAACACUAUAGUGUCAGGAAUACAAACACUACAGGUCUAAUGGCGCCGAUUAGGUGGCUGGACCCACUCUCCGUGCAGGAAAAAGGUGAUUUACUCACCUUUUUCCAGCUCUGCGCAGGUUUUCUCAUGGCUGGCUCCACCACGUCCCCUUGACUGAAAUCAUUAAACUUGAUGUUCUCACCAAUCCAAUGGUUUCCCAUAGGAAAGCAUUGGGAGGCUAUCGCGCAUGAUCAGCAAAAUGCCGCCCUGCGCCUAUCCGCAUCUGCUCCUAGAGAUGCACUGCGUCAAUGCAUCUUUAUGGGGAACAUUCAGCCUUUCCCUGGAAAGAUAGUUUUUAUAAUAAAGCUUGCAGAGACAGGCAGUAGACAUCAGAACAACUGAAUUAAGCUGUAGUGCUUCUGGUGACCAUAGUGUCCCUUUAACCCCUUAAGGACCAAUUAUCUGGAAUAAAAGGGAAUCAUGACAUGUCACACAUGUUAAGGGGUUAAAUAACCAUAAAAUAAAAAAUGUUUUACAAAUGUCUAUAAAUGUGGUGUGACGAUCAGUAGCAGUGGUUACCGGAGAUGUACACUAUGAAGCCUAUAAUUUACAUGGUCUGGCAGGUUUGUUUAAAUUUCAAUUUAAAAAAUUAUUUCUAAAUUUUUUUACCUCUUCCCCCUCCAAUGAGUAUUCAGUAAUGAUAAAAUCUUUAUGAAAUACUCACAUUUACUGUAUUGGAAUUUCACUGAAAUUCUGUCUGUGAAGACCCAGACAAUUACAGAGCCGUUUUAAAAUAUUUUUAUGCAGUGCACAUUUGUAUACUAUGUUGCUAUACCUGCAAAAUCUAUAUUUAUGUUCCUUUGUGUGGCCAUCAACAUUGCUGCUUGCAAUCUGUGGAAAUUUGGUAGUGUAGUAGAUACAUUGUGCACUAUAGAUUUAGCAAACUUUUGUACGGUUCUUUAGAUUUCAAGUUUGUUAGUAUUGCAGGUUUAAGAAAGGAAAAUAAGGUUUUCCCAAGGUACUAGUUACUAAACAUAGCACAGACCUCUGGUUUUCCCAGCACAAGUAUUCAUUACCUGUGGAAAGCAGCCUAUGCAUUGAUAGCUAAAGACAGGAGGUGUUUUAACACUAAGUAAUAACCAUCUCCCACUAAAUGAUAACAUCAAGCUACAAAGGAGAUUAUUUGUUCAAGCACACAUUGACAUCAUUGUUGUGUCUGAAUUUUUAACAUUCUUUUAGAAGUUAACCCUUGUCCAGUUUUUCUCUUUAUAUACAUAUAAUGUUUUCAGAGUAGACUGCAGUAUUCCUACAACUUAUGUUGUGUAAUGUCAUAUAGUUGUUUAAUUGUACUGCAUCAGGUUAUAAACAAGAACAUUUCCAUAGUUAAAAGGGCAGUAAUACUUAAAUUACAUUACAAGUGUCACUCUCAAGCAUGAAAAUGGUUAUUGUCUAAAUGUCAAAUCUUAGAAUUGUAAAUCCAAAUGGCAAAAUUCAUGCUGAAAUAGCGACAUUGUAACUUAAGCACAGUUGGGGAUUUUUAAUUUUUUUUUUUAAAGGUCCACUAUUUCAGCCUCAAUUUUAUCUUUACAGUUGGCUAAAAUGUUGUGUUUAGUAGACUUGUGCAGGGUGAGAUUUUAUUCCCAAAACUAAAAUUUUGUUUGAGACAUCUGACAUUUGUCUAUGUGAUUGUUUUGCUCUGCCGAAAUUAAUUUACAAAAAAAUAUUCGGGAAAAUAUUUGGACAGACAAAAAAGCGGUAAAAAGAUGCCUAUUAGUGUGGUGCAAAGCAAAAAUGGGUACAGUAUUGUCUAGCAUGAUGGCUGUGCAAUAUUAGCCAUUCUUGUGCCAAUUCUGAAUUUUUAAUUUAACUUUAAUUAUAUUAUUACACAUCUAUUGAACAAAAAAUAAAUAAGGGAACUUUAGAAUGAUGUUUUAUAAUGAUGAUUAUAUUUAGUUUUACACGCUUGUAUUAAUGAAUAAUGGGAAGCCACCUCAGCAGUAUUAAUUUUAAGUUGAGAAAAGGGAAUUUUUCCAAAAAUGAAUUACGUUAAUGAACUAUUGAAGACCUAAUCACCCCUCCCUGAGAAGAUAAAAACUUUCCCACACAUCUAGUGUCAGUGUAGUGUCAAUGACUGUACUUCAGUGUGGGGGAAAAAACACGCUCUAUCAUCGUUUACUCUCAACUGCAUCUGCGGAGAAGUAUUUUCUUUCAGUAUGCAUAAAUGGAAAUAAAAAGAAACGUUUUGGUAGGAUAGAAAACCUUUAAAAAUUUUUUAAAAAAUUACAAAAUAAUAAAGUUACAGAUAUGAAAAUAGUGUGUAGCCCCACGUAUACAUGUGGCACAUAGCUACCAGGUUGACUCUUUGGAGAAAAAGACACACACACACGAAUACCUACGCACGCAAACACACUGAUGCACAGAGAACACUUAUACACAUACUGACAAACUUUCUCUGGUAGUGUGUAUCAGUAUUGACGUGUGUGUCUGACAAUGCUUAUCUGUGCAUGUGCCCGAGAAUGUGUAUCUGGCGGUGUGUGUAUGUAAGUGUAUAUCUAUGUGUAUCUGUGAAUGUGUUUGGAAUUUGUUUCUGUGCUUUUUAUUAUUAUGUCUGUGUAUGUGUGUGGGAGCUGGUGGCAGUGUGGGGUUGUGUAGGGUUGGCUUCUUGUGGUCUUGACAUCUGUUUUUUUGACACCUGAUGAUUGUAUGGGGUGGGGGGGCAUAGGGGUGUGGGAAGGCUAUGUUUAAGUGUACACCACUCAAACACAUUUUUUAAACAUGACCCAUCUGUUUAUGUCUACUACUCCCUUACAUUGCUCCUUGUAGUUCCCUCUCCAUACAUAUCUGGCUCCUGUGUUAAUGCCCCACUUUUCUAUGCAUCCUUAUACCUGUAGUUUUUGCCUGCCAAUCCUCCCUCCAUACAUUUUUCAUCAAUUGCUCCUUUUUUUUUUCUCCCUCCCCUUUUAAAUUGUUCCUUACAACCGAGGAUCACAGCUAGUUCAGUUCAGGCCACCAACUCAUUAAUGAACACUAGCUUUGAGUAGAUUAUUAGUUUACUGACCACUUCUGUUACAUUAGUGUGAGGUGUGCCCCCAAGAAUAACUUACUUGUUUUCCAGAAAGGCAUUCAUCUUGUUUAUGAAGUAGUUGAACAAGGGUAUGUGACCUGUCCAAAUCUGACAAUACUGUGGAUCAAGGUUUCUGUGACACCGCUAAAUGGAUUAUGAACGGACACUAGCUGCCCUAUUAGUAUCCAAUCUUUUCACCCCAAUGGGGAGUCAAAGUCCAUGGAAUGGUUGUAAGAUAGCCUACAGAGUGUCCUCUUCUUUCCAGUGUGCCUAAGGUGGAGUUUAGCCUUGUGCUAAGUUCCUAUGAACUGGGUUCUGCUGUUCUAAUAAUUGAAUUAAUCACACACAGACGGCUGCUGUGUGCUCUAGAAAGCAGUUAACCAAGCAAGUGACAAGAAUGAUCAGUAGCAGUGAUUACCUGAGACGUGCAAUAUGAAGCCUAUUAAGCCCAUUAAGCUUAAGUUGUUCAGGUGUUUAAAGUGUCCUUUUAAAUAGGUGUGCGUGCGUGCAUGCAUGUGUAUACACACACUACACCAGCAAAGUUUUGAAGCUUCUGUAUCACAGCCAAUACCAUACUAAGAAGACUAAAGAAAAUCUAUUUAAUCAAUGCACGGAUAACAGACUUUUAGCCCUAACCUGGCAGCAGUUUUAUAUUUUUCCAUUAAGAUUACCACAUGACUUGUCUGCCAUAUUUAGAAGCGAGUCCUUAUAUUCUGACGCUUUUGGAUGUUAUUACUGUUUGACUCGUGUUGGAUAAAAGGAUUAGGGUGCUCGCUCCAGUUUAUUGCUUGGAUGAAAAAUAUUGUCCAAAUGUGAGAUUCUCAAAUGUGCAGUGUAUACGUUCCUGAAGCAGAGAGUGAUCAUUGAAGUGAAAAAAUGCUUUGGAUAUUAAAUAUUUCAUACUUUCCUUGAACCCUAAAUCUCACUGCACAAAUGCAUAAUCUGCACAGGGAACCUGAUUGAAAUACAGAGAACCAGCAAUAUUUAAUAAAUUAAACAUACAUGGACGUGUUAAUCUCUUCUAAUGCUCUAAUGCAUUUACCUAUUCUAUUACGUAAAUGCAUUUCAAACGUUAUGAUGGCUGACCUGCACUUUACAAUGACUGUUCAACUCUAGAUCUGAAGUUAUUCAAAGAAAUAGAUUGUAUGCUAAAAUUAACUGGUUGUCAGUAUAGGUAAAGGGAAUUGUUGAAUUGUAGCUAUGUAUUUCGGAUGCAAUGUAGAUAAUUGACCCAUUUUAUUUUUUUUUAAACUGUCCCAGCAUAUUUUUUGAAGCUAAUAUAGGUUUGUGGUUAGGGGCCCACCAGCUCUGUUGAUUGCAUUUAUCACUACUAUCGAUCAAUGUAUUUGCUUCAGCUGCCUUCUUUUUUAUACUGUGACCCAUGAUGUAUAGCCACCAGUAAGUAACAGGAACAGUCAGUAUGUGGUAUUUGACUCGGCCACAGAUUUAAAGGGACACUCCACUGCCAAAUCCAAAAUAAAUUUUAAAAAAUCACUGUUCAGUAGAUAAAUGCCAAUUCAAAACCUGCAUGCAUUUUAUUACACUUUUUUAUUGGGUUAUAUGUAAAACAGUUUGCAGAUCCUUCAGUACUCUUUUCUGCUGCUUUUGCAAACCCUAUUCUCCUACCCAAAUUCACACUUUCUCUGGUUGUCCAAUCAGACAUUCCAAUGCAGCUCAGUAAGAAAUAUUUGUAAGGCAGGUGCUCUGAGCAAUUGCUGCCUCUUGAGUUUAGCUCCACUAAACUGAGCAACCAGGAAGAAACAGGACCGGUUAUGUAGGGUGCACCGAUAUUUUUGACUGAAAAUCUGCAGAAAAUCACCAGGGAUGCGCUGUCGCCCGACGCCCAGGACAUGCAGUUGUGGGUGCCGGGCAGGUAGUUAUUUUAUCUUUUCAGUCCUGCUGUGGGUUAGUUGCAGGGUGCCUAGGGGCAGAGUGACUUGUCAGGUCCUCGGUCCAUGACCAAGGAUCCGACAUUGGGAGGGGGCCGGCGGCUUGCCCCGUGUGCCGCCGGGUGCAAGGCCCCUUUCGUCUGCUCGGAGAGAGAGCCAGUACAGUCUGCAGCUCCGCCGGGGAUAAGCUACCGACUGUGCUGUAUCUUGCGAUCUCUGGCCACGGCAACGCUCUGACUUCUGGAUAUUGCGAGAUACAACACAGUCUGCAGCUCACACCCGGCGGAGCUGCAGACUGGAUAGACAGACCACCGGACAACCAGGGAGCCAGGACACUGAAACACCAGGGAAAGGAAAAAAAUAAAGGUAUAUCUAACACCCCUCACUCUGUCACCAGUCACCCCUCCCUCAGUCGCUGUCACCAGUCACCCCCUCCCUCAGUCGCUGUCACCAGUCACUCAGUCACUGUCACCAGUCACCCCCUCCCUCAGUCACUGUCACCAGUCAACCCCUCCUUCAGUCACUCUGUCACCCUCUACCUCCCUCACUCUGCCACUAGUCACCCCCUCACUCUUCACACAUAAAACUUUUUAGCAAACUAGAGUGCUUUAAGGGUCUGGAAUGUCCUUUUAAUGGAAUACUUUAGUGCCAGGAGUACAAAGCUGUAUUCCUGGCACUAUCGUUCUCCCCUCCCUCGUGCCCUACUUCUGUGUUAAAAAAAACCCCUGUAUUUACUUACCUGUUACUUCCCUGUUCCCAGUGCCAAUUUCCCACGGUGCUAGGUAGACGCUCUGCUCCCUUCUUCAUCCCACACCGAGCCGGCAAUAGUGCUCACGCGCGGCAAAUGCUGCGCACAUAUUAGACAACCCCAUAGGAAAUCAUUGAAUCAAGGGCAUGAGGAUGUCUAGCGUCAGAUACCGGACCAAAGGUCUAUUUGGAUGCAGGAAGCACCUCCAGUGGCUGUCUGGUAGACAUCGACUCGAGGCAGACUUAGUGCUGCAAUGUAGACAACGCUAAGUGCAAAAGGGACACUGCACCCAGACCACUUCAGUGAGCUUAAGUGGUCUGGGUGCCUAUAGUGACCCUUUAAUUUUUGAAGUACACAGAGUAAACACUUGACAUAUCUCCAUCUCGGAUGCUGGCUAAGCUCCUAUUUUCCUUUUAUUGAUAAAGGUAUUUAUAUGUCCAUAUAUCUCAAACCCCAGAAAUGCCUGUAUCUUCAUAUAUACAGAACAUUUUAUAUAUACAUUUUUAGAUUUAUUACACAUAUAGAAAACACCCCCAGUUUUACCUUCUCAGACUGUGUACCUAUGCAAACUCCAAUGUUUAAACAGCAAUUGGAUAAAUACUUGCAAAAACAUAACAUACAGGGAUAUAAUUUCUAAUUAGUGGGGUAAUAGCUGCUUGAUCCAAGGAGAUACCUGACUGCUAUUUUGGGGUCAAGAAGGAAUUUUUUCCCAGUUUGUUGCAAAAUUUGAAGCGCUUCAGACUGGGUUUUUUGCCUUCUUUUGGAUCAACAGCAAAAACAUAUGUGAGGAAAGCUGAACUUGAUGGAUGCUAGUCUCUUUUCAGCUAUGUAACUAUGUAUCCAUGUUUUAAAUGCAAUAAUGAGGAGAAAGGAUGAUUCUUUGCUGACCUAAUUUGCAUAUGCAUACCCAGAAUCCCAUGCAGUAGUAACAUGUGACAUUUCUGUCGGAAAAGCAAGUGUUAUGGCUUGACUGGUCUAUUCAGAUCUGUAUGUAAUAAUACAUUGACUAUUCCCUGUGUCAUUGGCUUAGUGAUUAUGACUGCAAAUAUGACAUCUGUUUUAUGAAUUUGUCAUUGCACAUUCUGAUAACUCCGUAAUUAGUGAGAAUCCAGCUUUCUAUGUUAGCAUUAGUCUCGUUGGGAAAGGAAGUAAACCGAGAGCUAGUCAUACACUCUGGAGAUAAAAUAUGUAGUGCUCACAUGUCACAUGCACUGUAUGCAUCCUGGUAAAGAGCACCUGAGAUUGUACAUGACAUCAUCAUAACCCUGGCAUUGUGACUUGGUUAUUAGAGCUUCCCAGCCAGUCAGAAGCUGAUGGUGGCAUUCUCUUGUCAUGCAUAGAUGCUUAGGCAUUCAGCUGUAAGUGAUGAUCCCACACCUAUAACUUAAGCAUUUUGUGUUUAGUUAUACUCAGGUCAGCUAAUCAGGAAUGUUGUAAAAUGGUCAUGUAGCUUUAAACAAUUUCUUCCAUUUUUUUCCUUUUCUUUUCUAUAUACUGAAAUAGAAAUAUUUUCAUGAUCAUUUAAACACUAUAGUCACCAGAACAACUGCAGCUUAUUGUAUUUGUUGAGUAUAAUCAUUCCCUUCAGGCUUUUUGCAGUAAACACUGUCUUUUCAGAGAAAAGGAAAUGUUUACAUUACAGCAUAGGGAUACCUCCAGUGGCCACUCCUCAGAUGGCUAGUAACGGUGCUUCCUGGGGCAGUGCUGCACAGUGUGCCAUUCAGUGUCUCCAUCGUCUGCAUUGACACACUUUCCUCAUCAGAGAUGCUGAUUGUCCAAAGCUAUGUUUGGCUUGUGCUGGCUCUGCCCCUGAUCUGCCUCCUUGACAGUCUCAGACAUUUCUAUAGGAAAGCUUUACGAUUGGCUCAGAGAUUUACUUCUGAUGUCAGCCAAGGAGGCAGAUCAGGGGCAGAGCCAGCAGCAGCAGACCAAAAUAAAGGUAAGAUUUUACUAUGUAUAGGUGGGACCAGGGGGAGCUUGAUGGUGUUUUUAACACUAUAGGGUCAGGAAUACAUGUUGUGUUCCUGACCCUAUAUUGUUCCUUUAAUUUAUCCACAGUGAUCUGCUUGAAGAAGGCUGUGUACAUAUGCCCCCAAAAUGUUUUUUUUUUUUGUUUUUUUUAAAACACAGCUGCUUUAGUUCUUAGAUUGCCUCAGGCUGGAUGAAGGAAGUGGGAGUUGUAGUACAACACUUAAAUAGCCUGUGCUAGUAUGAGGUAGCUGUGACAUUUCUGUACAUUAUGAUCUUUACAAUUUUCCCAGCAAGCACUUUUUUUAAAAUUUAUUUAUUUUUUAUUAUUACUUCCAGAUAUACAGAAGAGGUUAUACCCCGGCACCCAUGCCUGAAACUUAUUAGCAACUGUGAACAGAUGCUGUCCAGCCACACGUCUCGUCGACUGAUAACAAUGGAAAAGGUGAAGGAGUUUGAGGUAAGAGUGUUUUUGAGGGCAGGGGCCAGUUAAGGGACACUUUUGCCUUUGCACCUGUCAAAAUAAGUAAAUGUCAGCAGUUGUGCUUUUGGUGUUUCUUUUUCCUUGUAGAAAUAUGUCUGCAUACCUCCUAAAUGGCCUUCUUUUAGCAUAAAUCCCUGUUUUAGACCCAAGCCCAUCUGCUUCUGAAUUGUGUCUGAGUAUAACACAUAGCUAUGCAGCAAUAAAACUGUAAUGUCUACAGGAAAGCCACACUUACAUCAACCUCCCCUGAAACAGAAUGAGUUAGGAUGGGUCCAGUGGCUGCGGCAUUCCUGGGAUGCAUGGGAGGUAUCAUGACCUAUUUAUCAUUGUUUGAUUGCUAUCUCUUGUCCUGCGGUGUUUUAUACCCCACCUCCUAUAGAUUGUAAGCUUGUUUGAGCAGGGUCAUUUUCUACCUAUUUUUCCUGUAAAUUUUUUGUAAUUGUAUAAUUUAUUGUUGAAUCACUCGUCGUAGACUAUUUUGACACAAGCUGUUCUAUACGUUAAACGUUUAGAAAGAAAAAAAAAAUCUACUCCUAUAACAUACAUUCAAAUUCUUGAAGAAAAUACAUUGUUAUUAUUACUGGCAUUUAUAUAGUGCCAGCAUAUUCCGUAGCGCUUUACAAUAUUAUCAGAGGGAGAGAUUCAACAAUAAAUAAGACAAUUACAAAAAACUUACAGGAAAAAUAGAUUGAAGAAGACCCUGCCCAAACAAGCUUACAAUCUAAAGGACUUGAGGUAUAAAACACCGCAGGACAGGAGAUAGCAAUCAAACAAGGUUGGAGUGAUGCCCUUUAGGAGAGAGCAAGGUACAGGUAUGUGAGGUAGAGGUUACUCUGGGAGGCCGUAAGCUUUCCUAAAGAGAUGGGUUUUGAGGCACUAGGAGAGAGUCUGAUGGUGUUAGGCAGGUUAUUCCAAAGGAAAGGAGCCACCCGCAAGAAGUCCUGCAAGCGUGAGUUGGCUGUAUGGGUGCGAGCAAUGGACAGGAGAAGGUCAUGGGCAGAGACCAAGAAGGGGUAUACCAACGGAUCAGUUAAGAGAUGUAGGAGGGGCUAGAAUUGUUCAUUGCUUUAUAGGUGUGGAUUAGUAUCUUGAAUUGACUCAUAUAGGAUACAGGAAGCCAAUGUAAGGACUGACAGAGGGGAGAGGUGUGAGAGGAACGGCAGGAGAGGAAAAUCAGUCUAACUGAAGCAUUCAUUACAGACUGUAGCGGGGCAAUAUGACUUCUUGGAAGACCAAUUAGGAGAGAGUUACAAUAAUCCAUGCGAGAGAUUACUAGAGCUUGGACAAGCUCCUUAGUAGCAUCUUGUGUAAGAAAGGGACGGCUGCGGCUAUGUUUUUAAGAUGGAAUCUACAGGAUUUGGUAACAGACUAGAUGUGAGCCUCAAAGGUGAGGCCAUAAUCAAAUAUAACACCAAGACCAUGCGCUUGCAAGGAUUGGCUGAUGUGGGUACCACCAACUUGAAGAGAGAGCUAGAGAGGACGAUCAUUAUUAGUAGAAGGAAAGACAAAAAGUUCAGUUUUAGAGAGAUUGACUGGGAGGACAUCCAAUCAGAGAUGGAAGAAAGGCAAGCAGUGACACGCUGCAUAAUGGCAGGAGAGAGGUCCAGGGAGGAGAGGUAUAUCUAGGUGUCAUCAGUGUACAUGUGGUAUCGGAAUCCAAAUGAGGUAAUACGUUUGCCAAGAGAAGCAGUAUAAAGAGAAAAUAGAAGGGCAUCAAGUACAGAGCCUUGGGGGACUCCAACAGAGACAGGACGAAGCGAGGAGGUAUGAUUAGAAAAGAAGACACUGAAUGAGUGUUGGGAGAAAUAGGAGGAAAACCAAGAGAGGACAAUGUCACAGAAACCGAGUGAUUGAAGAGUUUGGAGAAGGAGAAGAUGGUCAACAGUGUCAAAGGCAGCAGAGACGUCAAGAAGAAUUAGUAGGGAGUAGGGCCCUUUGGAUUUAGCUGUGAUUAGGUUGUUAGUAACUUUAAUAAGACCACAUCACCCUGUUUCAGUAGCAUAUAUGAUACAUAGAUGGUCAUUGCACACUAAAAUACUUUGCUUCCACUGUGAAUGUAUUAAUAUAAGAGUGUGAUUUUUAUAUUAUCCAGCACUUCAGUCUAGGGCCAGAUGCCUUAUCUGGUUAUUUAAUCUUCUGCAUAACCCUGUGUGUCCAUCUGUACAAACAACACACACAAAUUGAAGCUUCCAAACAAAGUUUCUACUUGGCCUCUGCAUUUUUUUCAUUACAGUGCUGACUCUUGCUGAAGAUUUAAUACACCCUAAUGUACUUGAUAGGAUUUCAUUACGUAUUAUACCUUUUGAGUUCAACUUUGAGGUUCUGCCCCUAUGUUAUAAUGGUUAAAAAAAAAUCAAGAAACACCCUAGGAAAGCUUUUUUCUGUGUGUUCAAAGCAGAUUUGGACAUCUGUGGUUUCAUUGCUAUUUAUCAAACUGUAACUGCAAGAGACAUCCAUUGCAGAGGGGUCUUAUGGACGUCUAAGACGUACGCAACAAGCAACCAUCUCCGACAGCAUCAAGAUGAAACAAGCAGAAAUGAUAAACAGCGCUUACAUUAACAUAACAAAUUGUGCUUGUUACUACUCAGAUCAACAGUGUUGACUUUGGCACAAACAAUAUUUUGCUGUGUUUUUCUCCUCUUUAAAGCCUUGGCACAUGUUUAUUUUCUUUCUGGUUUUUGUUUGUAAGCCGUGGGCAGGUUUUAGAUCAAUCGUCCUUACAGGAUCAUAGUGUGCAGUAGUUUAUUCUUCAUUAACCCCUUUUGUACCCCGCAUCUGUUUUCACUAGUUACAAACAUACUUAUUCCCCUCUAAUAUUUUGUCGUCUGCCUGCUAUUAUUGUUUUGUUAUUGCUUUGCUUGUUGUUUAGAUGAACAGCUCUUUGUGGUUUAAGUGUUUGGAUUACAGCACCUGAUCUUAGCUUAGAGACAAACGACUUAGUGCUGUUUGGCAGGCGAGCAGGCAGGUGCUUCUAAUUCACCUACCAGAUGUUUUUCAGGUUUUUUUUUUUUUUUUUUUUGCACAUCAACACACAAGUUUACAUUGCAUGCUUAACUUUAAGGCACUUGGGGCUAUGAUAUGUCUUCUUCUCACUUAAGAUGAUCUGUGCAGUGUGUAAAGAAUUGGACAGCAAGCACACUAAUUUUCUACAAAUAUAAUUAUUUAACGUGGUAGCUUUAAAGAAAAACUGUAAUGUUAUGAAUAAAUAUGUUACCAUUAAAGUGUAAAGUAAACCCAAGAGGUAAUUGAAAGAGUAAAAAAGUAGGUUGCUAGAAAAGUAUUCACUGAGGGCUUGGUGUUUUUUUGCUCACAGUGCCUAGAGAGAUAUCAGCUAUGCCUUACUGAUGAUGCCUAACAAGGCUGAAACGAUCGUCUGGGGUUGCUGUGUCUCUCGUGCAGAGGGAACUUGCUGGCAUUUCGGGUCUGGACUGCCCGUAUGGGUGGGACCAGUCUGACAUGCUGCGCCAAUUUAAAGCUUCUCAUAGAGGAGCAUUAUCCCAAUGUUUAUCAAUUAAAUGCAUUAAACGCUUUCAACAUCAUUAGAGGGACACUCCAGGCACCCAGACCACUUCUGCCCAUUGGAGUGGUCUGGGUGCCAACUCCCACUACCCUUAACCCUGCAAGUGUAAUUAUUGCAGUUUUCAUAAACUGCAAUAUUUACCUUGCAGGUUUAACUCCUCCUCUAGUGGCUGUCUAGUAGACAGCCACUAGAGGGCACUUCCGUGUUUAUAGCAAAUGUGUGCUAUAGCGUCACUGGACGUCCUCACGCUAUGUCAGGACCUCCAGCGUCGCUGAAAUCCCCAUAGGAAAGCCUUGAAAGCAUUUUUCAAUGCUUUCCUAUGGGGAGGUCUAAUGCGCGUGCGCAGCAUUGCUGCGCAUGCGCAUUAGGUCUCCCCGCCGGUGGCCGUGCAUGCUCAAUAGGCGGGGGAGGAGCGUGGGCGGACCCUGACCAAGCGCCAAGGGAUAUGUCUUAACCCCUUCAGAUGGGGGGUGGGAGGGAGAGGGGACCUGCAGUGCCAGGAAAACGGUUUGUUUUCCUGGCACUGGAGAGUUUCUUUAAGCGGGGAGUGGUAGCACUGAAUGUGAGGACUUUCAAGUGGCUAUAAUUACUGAGUGAUGCCACUUGAAGCAUACCGACAGACAAAUGUAAACACAGCUGUUUCUUAGAAAUGUCAAUGCUUACAUUUUUCAGCCUUCUGGGAUUGGAUAGAUGCACCAAAGCCACUACAUUAAAGGGAUACUAUAGCGCCAGGAAAACAAAUUCAUUUUACUGGCACUAUAGGUGCCUACAGUGCCCCCCUCCCUCACGCCGCACCUGCAGUGCUGAAGGGGUUAAAACCCCUUCAGUCACUUACCUGACUUCAGCAGGCAGGGGGAAGCCUAAUGUGUAUGCGCGGCAAACCCAGCGCUCGCAUUAGGAUUCCCUAUAGGAAAGCAUUGUUUAAAUGUUUUCCUAUGAGUAUUUGAUUGACGCUGGAUGUCCUCAUGCACAGCGUGAAGAUGUCCAGCGUCAUUUAGGCGACUUUUGGUCGCCUAACCAUCCGGAAGUCCCUCUAAUAGCAAGGUUUUUUUUAAUGUGAAUUUUGUAAAUACACAUUAUAUGAUAUGUGCUACUACUGUACAAAGCCCCUUAUUGUGUUGAUCAACUUUUUCUGAGUACAACAGACCCCAUGUAUCCCUUGUUACUAUCCUGUGACGUGCCAUUUAAGAGACCAGGCAGUUUGACUGUUGAAAUUACCCCACAAAAGCCUGCAAUUUGUGAAAGUAGACACUCCAUGGUAAUUUGUUUUGCAUUUUGUAACAUGCACAUUACAUUUUUGCUAAACUUUUGCAAAUCUUAUGUGCCACUGUAAUGCACCCCUCCCCCCCCCCCACCAAAGAAAAGUUUAAAGUUUUUGGUAUUAUUGAAUUUUCAUAUUUUUGUUUAAAUACACAUUUAAAUUUAGCAGUUUCUUUUGUAAACUUGAUAUUUGCUACUGUGAUAAAAAUCACAAAAUUGUUUGUUCUCCGCUAUAUUUCCUGAGUACAGAAUGAACCUUUUGCAUAUUUGAAUUACUUUAUAAAUAGAUAACAUUUGUAGGUAUGCGGUGCGAGGCAGGUGCCUGCGUGAUUGACAGCCAGGGGCGUAUUUAAUUUUUAUACAGAUAUCCGCUCUUUUAUGAAGUUUGAAAUGGUAUACUGCUUACCCAUAAAGCAGUUCAGCAAGUGGGUGUGUAGGGGUCCUUUAUGGUGGAACAAUCAAACUGCACAAAUUGCAUGUUUUGUUUUAAUUCAGCACUUGAAAAGUAAAGGAAAAUAGACAUAUAGAGAAACAUUAACGUUCAGAAUACAUUUGUAUUACUAAUGUUAUCGUUCCUUUAAUUGAAAUUCAGUAGAAUAUAAUAGCAGAAGUUAGCUACUUCCAUUUGUUAGAUUUAAUAUGCCCAUAUCACAAACAUAUUAUACCUGACUCGGAUCUGAACAGAAAAUUGGUAUGAUUCAUUGAUUAAAGAGACAUAUUAGAUUAAUUCACCACAAUGGAUUUUUCCAUGUUACUACUGGCAUGGAUAUGAAAGUUUGUAUAAACGAUGACUUAGCUUUUUUACAGACAGUGUGUUACAACCCGUGUACAAAUCUCUCAGGAGGUCAUUAUUGCAUGGCUCAGUGGGAGGUAUGGUAUGUGGUCUAAUGUCGAGAUCAUUUUCUACAAGACAAAGCAUUGUUAGAACAACUUUGCUGCUGCUGUUAAAUACAAACCAUAAUAAUGAACUACUGUGUAUUGGAGUUGGAUAUGUGCAUCACUAGCCAUUAACCCUCUUUCUGUUACAACCUCUUCUAGCUGUGAAGGAGUUUGGUUGUGUGACCCUUCUCAUAAUUGACUCUACCACUUAACAAGAGUAGAUUUCAACAUUUAUUUCAAGCUGUAUGUUUGGAUAUCUGUUCAUUUAGGCAAAUAACAUUUCAUUGCUGCCUUGUGUCAAGAUCCAAAUCUUAAGAUACACUUUGGAGUUGGCUCCUAGCAAGGGCCCUCCUGCACACUCUUCUAUUUCUUGACGGCAGAAGAAACAAUUGCGUUACAGGUUUUUAUCUCGUGAAACCAAUAAUAUGACUAAUUAUUUUCAACAAUUUCUUUCCACCUAAAUUGUAAGCUACACAGGUAUAUUAUCUUAAAAUAAUGAAUUGCAAUCGCACAGUCCACAAAUGUUUAUCCCAAUUAUGUGAAAUCUGAACAGGUUAUUCUGUCGUAUCCUGUCAUGUAUGUUAAUUAUUUCAGCAGCUGCCUGUUCUCAGUAUUCUCUUCUGCCCCGUUUUCUGCUCUCCAUAAGUUUAAAGGGUAAUCCAGACGUGGACCCCUUGCUCACGGUGCCUAGAGAGAUAUCAGUUAUGCCUCACUGAUGAUGCCUAACAAGACUGAAACGAUCGUCUGGGGUUGCUGUGUCUCUCGUGCAGAGGGAACUUGCUGGCAUUUCGGGUCUGGACUGCCCGUAUGGGUGGGACCAGUCUGAUAUGUUUCAGAGAUGUUCUCUCUGUAAUGGCACAAGAUGAGCUAAAACCAACUUGAGAACUGAGCAGGGACCCACCGAAGGGCAGUCUAUUUCAGCUGCUGCCUGUUCUCUGUAUUCUCUUGUGCCCCCUUUUUUGCUCUCCAUAUGUUAAUUAUAUACCUUCUAAAAUGUGUAGUGGCAUUUUAUUCCUAAACAUUCCUAAUAAUAGCCAUUUAUGUAUCUGGGAAAUAAUGCAGAAAACAUUAGACAUGUAGUAUAGGUUACAGGCACUGUGAGAGUUAUUGUAGCGUAUCUGUUUUAUACACACCCCAAAUUCUGGACUCAUAGACCUCUUUGUCAAAAUAGUAGGAAAGAUGGUCCUUAAGCUAUUGUUAAGCUAGACCACUCUCUCAAAUUGUACUCCAACAGAUAAUGACUGUAUAUCUCUAAAGGUGGGUAGAUGUGAAAUAAUAAGAGAAUGUAUACCAGAGGCAUCUACUCCAUCUAAGUUUAUAUGAUUGCUCUGUUCAUUCUCGGUUGUUAGUGAGCACAGGAGGGGAGGGGCAGAGGGGAGGAAGAGUAUAUCAAUGUUGCGACAGAACAUUGCUAUUAGUCUAUGUGAACAUAUUUCACAAAGUACUUCCUUGCAGUGUUCAGUGAUAGGCUGAGAGGAGAAGUCUUUGGUUGUGCCAAAUGACCCUACUAAGAGUUAUGCACCUUAGAAUUAAAAUGGGAAUGUGAAGCAAAAUCACUAAAUAAUUCAGUGUACCUUAAAAAUAGGGGUUAGUGGUAACUUACCUAGAGAUUGACAGAAUCUUUUACAAGAAAGCCUAAGGAAACCUUUACGAACAUAUGAGAGAGGAAUACUUUAUAUAGAUGCUGAAAAUAUGGUAUCUAAUUAUAUAUUUUUUUUCUCUUGCCCCAUACAGGAACAUGACCAACAUGCUCAUGAGAAAGACAAACAUUGUACGCCAUAUAAAGGACACAACUCCUUCCGUGAAAAGUAUUUCAGUGGGUUAACUAAAAGAAUGGCUAGGGAAGGGAGAGUCAAAAAUCAAGAAGCCAACACUGGAAAUUACAUUGGCACUGAAAACAGGGAAGACAUCUAGCUUAUGGAGAACAUCUUGAUGUGGGAGAAUCUAAAAACUGAUUUAAACUGUUUUUAUUCAUUUAAACUUAUUUUUAAUUUUUUUUUAAUUUUGAAAUGCAAUGAGAAAUGACCAUGGAGACCCAGCAUUCUCCGUUUUGGAUUCCUAGAUUCUUUAUGGCAUGAAUGCUUACUAUUAAAAUAGGGCUUACAAUCAGGACAAUGCUGCACUGAACCAAUAAGAACGUUGCCUCUUAUGAUACCUCAUAUAAUGCUUGCGAAACACAUUACCAUUCGAUUUUAUUAUAAUGUGAUAGUGAUGGACACAUAAGAAAGUAAGAACCUAACAACUUACACAAUGUACUGUAAAAAGUUUUUUUUUUUUUAUUAUUUUUUUGUGAUCUUUUUUGUUUUUUUUAAUCUUUCUCUCACCAGUUUUUUUUUGUUUUAUUUUUUUAUUUGUGUAGCUCUUGCCCACUUUGGAACUCUCCAUGAAACUCUUAUCUUGCUUCCCCCUCAUAUAAGGUUUGGUUUUGUGCCGUUGACCACCUCUUCUUAAAAAUAGAACUUUCAUAGACAGUAGGUAUGGGUGGUUCAACUAUCAUCGGGUCAGUAUACAAAUGAAAUUUUCUCUUGUGCUGGCAGAAAUAUGUAGAUUAAAGGAUAUGCUCACUUUCAGCUUAGUUCCUCCUCUUUAAAAAUUCCCAAAGCAGUGGAUAGGCCUUAAUCAAAAAACAGUUGACAGUGAAAAAAAACCUGAAUAAUAUACUACAGGGUUUCCAAAUUAGAUAAUCUCAAGCGCACAAAAUAUACAUUAAAUCUAAAGGGACACUAUAUGCACGAAAAAACUACUUUAGCUUGAUAAAGCAGUUUUUGUAUAUAGAUCAUGCCCCAUGCAGUUCCAAUGCUCAAUUAUCUGCCAUUCAGGAUUAAAGUACUUUUGUUUCUGUUUAUGCAGCCUUAGCCACACCUCCCCUGGCUAUGAUUGACACAGUCUGCAUGAAAAAAAGAAUGGUUUCAUUUAAAUGUUAACUUGUAUUAGAAGUAUAUAUCUCCUGCUCUGUAAAUUGGACUUAAAUUACAGACAUGCGGCUCCUGCAGAGUCUAGAAGGCUAAGUGCAGGAGCUAAGAAAUUGUAAAUUAAACAUUAGAUCUUGCUUUACAGAAAUUAUUUAUGAAGGCCAUGUAAGUUAAAUGCAGUGUGAGUAGGGUUGCAUAAGCAAAGUGCUUUGACUCCAAAAUAGCAGAAAAUUCAGCUGUGAGACUGCAGGAGCAUGAUCUAUACACCAAAACUACUUCAUUAAGCCAAAGGUGUUUUGGUACCUAUAAUGCCCAUAAUAUCAUUCUUACAUGGUAGACAUAGUUUACCUAUCCACAAGGGACAUAUAUUCAGACUUAGAUAAAAUAUUUUUUUUUGGUCAUGAAACUGAAACAGUUCUGCUAAGCCUGAGCAGUUUUAGAAUAGUAUAAAAUCCAAAGUUACUAGCAGAGAAUAAAAACUAUUAAAGGAACACUAUAGCGUGGGAGACAGCCACUAGAGGCUGGAUUAACCCUGCAGUGUAGUAUGUUUUCAACUGCAGGGUUAAAACUAGGGGGACCUGGCACCCAGACCACUUCAUUGAGCCGAAGUGGUCUGGGUGCCUAUAGUGGUCCUUUAAACAUAUAUGCGCUCUGUGAUUUGCUGAGAACCCUCUCUGAUGCAUGUUGUACUUUUUAAAAUCUUUUGUAGUGCACAUUUUAUGUAUUCUCUUUCCUCUUUAAAUGACAGGCUCUACUUGGCUGUUGACUUUCCUGUUAAUGAAAGUUUGGUCUAACAUGAAAGUAGACCUCUUCUCCACAGCCAAACAUAUUAGUUGGACAUUAUGGCAUCUAUCAACUCUCCUUAACUCUAAUAUAUAUGUUUAGCUCACCGUCUCCCAAACCAUUUUUUAUUAAUCAACCAGGGAAUGUAGGAAAUAAACAUGCAGCUAUAGCAAAAACGCAAUUUCACCGGUUUAAUGUUUAUAUUGCCUUGUUUUUGUAUUGUACUGUUUUACAUAAAACUGAGUGUGUUCUUUAUAAUCCUUUUAAUGGGAAUUAACUCUGCUGAACAGCCACAGAGUUCUUUCAGAAUGGCUUACUGCAUCUUUCACAGGAGGAAGUUGUACUGUUUGCUUUCUAUUCUCUAAACCUCUGGAAUCUGUUCUCUGCAUGGAAGGGUGAUGAAGUGUUCCUCAUUAGAGAGAUUGCUUUCAUUUGUUAUUGUUUGUAAUUGAUACACAUUAAACAUACACGAUAUUGCUUUGUCUUCCUACAACACUGUUGCAUGCAAAGUCCCUCUGUGGUUUGUUUUUGGUCUGCCCCCGACCAGGAGUGUCCCAGAGGACUUGACUGAGGCUUUUGGAGGCCAUGAAGUUUUGUUGAGCCUGUCCACAUCUGACGCUCAUCUGUUUCUUUUCAUUUUUGUUUUAGAAUUCCUACAAUUCGGCUCUUUUUAAAGACAACUGGCUAUAGGUUUUUUUGGGGGGGUUUUAUUACUCAAAACAAAACCGGUUUGGUUUUCUGUGCAAAGCCAUAACAAACCGGUAAGACUUGCUCAAAGUCUGUAGUAUAAUGUUCUCUCUGAAAUUGUUUGGAUAUUUGUGCUUCUUUAUUUUACUUCUGAUACCUCCUCAUUAGUGGUAAGAUAAGAGCUAUGAUGAGUCCGCAGAUAGUCCUUCAUGAGUGGCUAGAGUUAGACAUUGCAGAAAUUGCAUUGUAACCAUUGCGAGCUAAUGACACCAGUUUUUUUUUUUUUUUUUUCCUCUUUUUUUUGUGUGUGUAAAGUGUAAAUAUUGCAGUGUAUGAUGAACCAUUCCUUGAUAGUUAAUAAUAAAAACAAUAAAUACACCUGAUCUUAUUGGGGUGAUUUCAAAACGUACAUUUUGCUUCAAGAAUAAUUGCAUUGCUCACACAAUAUUUACCAUGUCUUUUAUUUAUUAGAGAAAUUCAUGUUAAAAUCUG